AUGGUUAAGCCAUGGUGGAUAGAGCUUUGGGCGCAUCUCAGCAAAAACAAUGCAAAGGGGAGAGGCAAAGGAAUCAGCGAGAUUCAGAGCCGGAUCUUGACAGGCGAGGCCCACGGCGUGCUGAAAUAUAGCAAGCCACAGCCUAAAAUGGAUGAAUGGGAUGAUGCAGAUCAUCUCGCGCGGUUCCACUUUAAUGUCAAGGACAUAAACCACCGAUCCCGGGAGGGGGUCUUCUUCGGAAAAAACUUCAGCAAUCAGACAAUGGACAUGCUCGUAUGGGCAUUGAAGGGGUGGCUAUGUAAUAUCCACGCUCCAACAUACAUUGAUAAGCCAUAUGGUGGCACGGCCAUCAUGGGCACUAAACAGCAAGGGGAAGGUGUUCAUCUUAAAAAGAGAAAGGCGAAGACUGCAGACGGACAAGCAAAGGUAAAAAGAGCCAGGGGCGAUCAAAACGGCACAGCAACAAGCGAUGAGGAACUCAAUCAAGACGAAGAAGAUGAGAAUGAUGAGAAAGAUGAGAAAGAUGAGAAAGAUGAGAAAGAUGAGAAAGAUGAGAAAGAUGAGAAAGAUGAGAAAGACAAGAAAGAUGAGAAAGACGAGGAAGACGUGGAAGACGUGGAAGACGAUAUUCCGAGUCUGAGAGCACCUGAAUGGAGAAUGAAAUGCUGA
Molecule: messenger RNA, 669 nt
Organism: Aspergillus viridinutans
Lineage: Eukaryota; Fungi; Ascomycota; Eurotiomycetes; Eurotiales; Aspergillaceae
Exons: 2
Coding region: 1-669 (222 amino acids)
Source: RefSeq, a predicted model, not a curated record